AUGGAUUACAAACAGUCCUCUGAGAAUAGGUUGCUUCAGUUAAACAACUUAGAUGAAUUUAAAAUGAACUCAUAUGAAAAUGCUAAGUUGUACAAGGAAAAAAUGAAGCGAUGGCAUGAUAAUCUCAUUCAGGAAAGGUGUUUUGAGCCAGGCCAAAAAGUGCUAUUGUUUAAUUCUAGGCUUAAGCUUUUCCCUGGCAAACUGAAAUCAAGAUGGUCUGGUCCCUUUGAAAUUGUAGAAGUUUUUCCACAUGGGGCAAUAGAAAUUCAAUGUGCCAAAGAUGGCAGGAGGUUCAAGGUAAAUGGCCAGAGACUAAAAAUCUAUCAAGGUGAACCUAUAACCAGAGACAAGGCAGUUGUCCCUCUGGUAGAGCCUUCUAAAUCACUCAAUAUUUUGUUGCAGUAG
Molecule: messenger RNA, 405 nt
Organism: Gastrolobium bilobum
Lineage: Eukaryota; Viridiplantae; Streptophyta; Magnoliopsida; Fabales; Fabaceae
Exons: 1
Coding region: 1-405 (134 amino acids)
Source: RefSeq, a predicted model, not a curated record